Aspergillus wentii DTO 134E9 is the source of this 478-nucleotide messenger RNA. RefSeq lists its product as uncharacterized. Lineage: Eukaryota; Fungi; Ascomycota; Eurotiomycetes; Eurotiales; Aspergillaceae. The coding region runs from base 193 to 432 and encodes 79 amino acids. The transcript has a single exon. The record is from RefSeq and is a predicted model, not a curated record.
CGUCAGCUUGUACCACUGCCACUGCCACCAUCUUCCAUCCAUCACAGUACACAGUAGGUAUCAGCCUAAGUAAUUCCCCUGUAUCACUAUCUAUCUCCAUCAUCAAUUAUAGUACUAGCCUGUAAACCCCAUAGUAAAUUAAAUCAGGUCCUCUUACCUAGUAUGAUAAUAGCAGUGAGGGUGAAAUGAAGAAUGACGUCAGGCGUGGGGUGCAGUUGCCAAGAAGGGAAAAUGGACAUGAGAAAGCAGGCCGCGUAUACUGGCUCUAGGCUGAUUUGGGUUAGGGCCGUAGGGGAUAUGAUGAUAUGGAUGGAUCCAUUGAGGGUUGAGUCUAUGCUUUGGAUUAUUGGAUUAUUGGAUUUUUGGAUGGUUUGGAUGGGUUUGUCUUGGGUGUGGGGUUUUUAUCACUUUUGUUGUUGUGGAUGGUUUUAAUGGUGUGGAUGUCUGAUUAGUAUAACUGGAGAUGGAUUGUGGUUAU